This is a messenger RNA of Staurois parvus, 271 nucleotides long. Lineage: Eukaryota; Metazoa; Chordata; Amphibia; Anura; Ranidae. The record is from the annotation of a GenBank genome assembly.
GCCCCAGAUGUUAACCCCUUCCUGCCCAGUGUCAUGAGUACAGUGGCAGUGCUUUUUAUUAGCACUGCUUACUGUAUUGGUGUCACUGGGGAUGUCAGUUGCAGUUAGUCAGUUCCCCCCAGUGUCAGAAUGCCCACAGCAGUCCCGCUAUAAGUCGCUGAUCGUUGCCAUUACUCGUAUUACAAAAAAAAAUUCCAGUAUCUGUAUACCGCCAUUUCUAAACGCUAUAACUUUCAUGCAAACCAAUUCAUUUACACGUAUUGGGAUUUUU